Molecule: messenger RNA, 471 nt
Organism: Haliotis rufescens (red abalone)
Lineage: Eukaryota; Metazoa; Mollusca; Gastropoda; Lepetellida; Haliotidae
Exons: 7
Coding region: 1-471 (156 amino acids)
Source: RefSeq, a predicted model, not a curated record
AUGAACAGAAUACUGCAAACCGUUCUUGUGACGUUCCAAGUGGCAUGCUGCGUCCUUGCAGCGAAUAUCAGACAAGCACCGGCGUUGCACCCUCCUGUAAAAGCUGGAAGAAACAAUGAUCCUCUGAACGCGCGCCAUUGUAUUGAAGAAUGGGCAAGUGGAGAAACUGAAAUUGGGUUUAACUUUCCCCAAGCGAAGCAAAUCUUAGGAGUCACUUUGGACAAUAUCCGGAACAGGAUGCAGUGUAUUCGUGACACCACGUACGGCGUGACAGGAAAUACUGUGUGGGUCAGCAACGGGUGUCAAGCCGAGGUCACCAUAUGCUAUGAAGUCUCCCCCGGUCCAAUUGUGCCACGAGUAAAUGACCCUGCGUUCAAGGUGGAAGCGUUCCCUGGCACUGCAAGUCCAUUGCCGGCUGUACCCGCUCCUGCCAUGACCGAGCCUGGUAUGUACAGCUGCACGUGUUCCUAA